AUGACAGACAACACCUCUCAUAGACUUGGCCUCUGCACCAAUGGGAAUGAAGAAGUCGCCAUUAAGCUUGAGCCCAUCAAAGCAAAGCACCCUCAGUUGGAAUAUGAGUCCAAAGUUUACAAGACUCUGGCCAGCAGUGUCAGCAUUCCAUUUGUCAGGUGGUUCAGCACAGAGUGUGACUACAAUGCAAUGGUCUUGGACUUGCUUGGUCCAUCCCUUGAGGACCUCUUCAACUUUUGCAGCUGCAAGUUUAGCCUAAGACCAUGCUGCAACCAAGUCAACAUUAUUGACUUUGGUCUUGCAAAGUACCAUGACCCCAAGACUCAUCUGCACAUUCCAUAUAGGGAGAAUGAGAACCUCACAGGGACCACUCAUUAUACCUUGAUCAACACUCACUUAGUUGUUGAACAGGCCUGCCAUGAUGACUUGGAGUCCCUUGCUUACAUGCUCAUGUAUUUCCUCUGUGGCACACUUCCCUGGCAGGGCCUCAAGGCUGCCACUGAGAAGCAGAAGUAUGAUUGGAUCAUGAAGAAGGAGAUGACUGCCCCCAUGGACCUGCUGUGCCAUGACUUCCCUGAUGAAUUUGGCAUAUUCCUCAAUUACACUUGA
This is a messenger RNA of Pisolithus orientalis, 609 nucleotides long. Its product is annotated as kinase-like domain-containing protein. Gene Ontology annotation, biological process: peptidyl-serine phosphorylation; signal transduction; endocytosis. Gene Ontology annotation, cellular component: nucleus; cytoplasm. The record is from RefSeq and is a predicted model, not a curated record. The coding region runs from base 1 to 609 and encodes 202 amino acids. The transcript has 3 exons. Lineage: Eukaryota; Fungi; Basidiomycota; Agaricomycetes; Boletales; Pisolithaceae. Gene Ontology annotation, molecular function: protein serine/threonine kinase activity.